AUGAGUAAGACAUUCUCGCUGGCGCAAUACCAGCGCCAUGCUGUACAAUUAAUGUCCCGUGUUCUGAAUGUACGGACCAACGCCUCACCCUUCACACUUAUCCUCGACGAUCUCAACCAGCGCUCCGAUCUCUUCAUCGCAGAGAUAGUCAGGCGAGCCCUCUCACGUAGCGUCAAUGUCGUCUUCGUCACGUUCGAGUCCCGACCGUCCAUCGCCCCCAUCCGCACAGUCCAAGGCUACGGUCUCACCGGCGAAGAGAUCCUACGCGACCUCAGCAAAGCCAUGUCCGACUGCAAGGAAUCGCUCGUUGUUGUUGACAACCUGCACGAGCUCAUCAACAACAAAGGAAUCGAGAUGAUCCGCCUUUUCGACCUUGUUGCCAACAAGUCCGCAUCCACACUCGUUGGCGUGUUCCACACCGAUAUGCUCGAUGCCCCUCCAGAGUCUCCCUAUGCGCCGCAGCCACUGGAACUUGUCAAGUACAUGGCUACCUCGAUCAUAACAUGCAAGUCGUUUGCGCACUGUCUCGCCGCCAAGGCCGCCAAACAGCGCAGCUUGCCAGAGCCUACGUGGGGUCUGCUCCAAGGCGCCGAAGGCAUCGUCCAGUGUCUUGACGCCAACGACCACCGCGGCAUCGUCCUCGAGGCAGAGUUCCGACGCAAGUCUGGUCGUCCAGAGGGUGAGACGUACUUUCUGCGUGCGCCUCGGCACUCUGAUUACCACGCGCCUGUUCCUGGUUUGCCUGCUGGAGCGUUGAAGGCGGAGUACGUCGUUUUGCUUGAGCAGGUACCUGGGUAUGCCGAUCAGGGCGUUGUUGAUGCUGUGGAUGCGGCGGGUCAGGAGGUAGAGAGUACGUUUAACCUGGGUCUGACUGAGAAACAAAAGCAGGCAAGGGAGGGUGUUGUACUGCCCUACUUUGAUGCGCAAAAGGGUGAGGGUGCUGGUGAGGGCGGGAGGAUUCUAUAUGACAUGGGCAGUGAGGACGACUUUGACGAAGAGGAAGAUGAGAUAUGA
Molecule: messenger RNA, 1014 nt
Organism: Alternaria burnsii
Lineage: Eukaryota; Fungi; Ascomycota; Dothideomycetes; Pleosporales; Pleosporaceae
Product: killer toxin sensitivity protein
Exons: 1
Coding region: 1-1014 (337 amino acids)
Biological process (GO): tRNA wobble uridine modification
Cellular component (GO): nucleus; cytosol; elongator holoenzyme complex
Molecular function (GO): tRNA binding
Source: RefSeq, a predicted model, not a curated record